UAAUAAUAUUCCUGAUUUCUCUCUCACUCAUCUUCUUCUUCAAUCUACCUUUACCGACAAACCUGGUCAACAUGACUUAAGCAACCUCCAUUUCCAUGACAUCAUCCAACCUCAACCUCUUUCAAUGGAAUUCCCUAAUCAUUUGGACAUCAAUAUUAUUCAAGCUGAGGAAACAUUCAAAACUGAUCAACAAGGACAAUAUUGGAGUAUGAAUGAUCAAAAUGAAACUGGUGGAAUAUCAGUUGAUCAAGUCACUAAUUUGCUACCACCACCCAUUUCCCAUGUUCCAUCCAUUGAUGAUGAUGGAUAUAAUUGGAGAAAAUAUGGACAGAAACAAAUGAAAGGAAGUGAAUACCCGCGAAGCUAUUACAAAUGUGUGUUCAAAAAUUGUCCUACUAAGAAGAAAGUUGAGAAGGAUUCCGAUGGACAAAUAAUUGAGAUUGUCUACACCGGAACCCACACUCAUCCCAUGCCAAGAUCUUCGAUAUCAAAUUGCCCAACUGAUAAUUGUAUCAAACAAGAGACUUCUAGUUAUAGCUUUCGAGAAUUCUCUUCCGAGUCGAAAAAACCUAGGAUGGUUUCUGGAUCCGGAGCUGAGUUUGAGACCAAAGUAGUUAUUCAAACUACUAGCAUUAUUGAUAUUCUUGACGACGGUUAUAAGUGGAGGAAAUAUGGGCAAAAGGCGGUUAAGGGAAAUCAAAAUCCUAGGAGUUACUAUAAAUGUGUCAACAAUGGUUGCUCGGUUAGGAAACAAGUGGAACGGGCAUCUGAAGAUUUAAGGGACGUGAUCACUACAUAUGAAGGAAAACACAACCAUGAAAUACCUACGAAACAAGGUAGGGGUGGUAACCAAAGGGGGGUGUUUGGAUGGGCCGAAAAUGGAAGCAACGACGACAACAUUUCCAUGCCGAUUAGGCCUAUAGCCAUUCCAAGAAGCACAAUGAACAAUAGUUUCAAUGCCUUUCAAGAUGUCCUUCAAGAUGCAAUAACACUCAAGGAAAAGAGGACUAGUCAUGAGUUUUCUAGUUUUGGAAGCUUUAUGGGACCAUUUUCCUCCUUCUAUGGUCCUUAGAAUUAGACAAUUUAUUGGGCCAAUUAAAUGUUUUCAAAUGGACAUCAUAUUUGUAUUAAGAAAGAGUAUGUUGACUCUAAAGACUAAGUCACUAUCAUCAAGGUUUACAAGUCAAGAUGUACUAGUAAUCUUAUUAGGCUUUUCAUUUUUUUAGGUUUUAGAUCAAAUUGCUUAUAAAAAAAAGUUUUAUAGUUA
This is a messenger RNA of Impatiens glandulifera, 1267 nucleotides long. RefSeq names its product probable WRKY transcription factor 4. Gene Ontology annotation, biological process: regulation of DNA-templated transcription. The transcript is spliced from 3 exons. Bases 125 to 1072 code for a protein of 315 amino acids. Gene Ontology annotation, molecular function: sequence-specific DNA binding; DNA-binding transcription factor activity. The record is from RefSeq and is a predicted model, not a curated record. NCBI's taxonomy places the organism in Eukaryota, Viridiplantae, Streptophyta, Magnoliopsida, Ericales, Balsaminaceae.